GCGUGUACACAUGGAGGCGCUCGCGCUCUGUGACCCGGAUGCUGAUGUCACGGUUAGCGAGCUAGUUUCUCGGGCUAAAGGUGUUCGUGUGCUAAAAAAAAAAUACGGGUUUAUACACAUAAACUACACACAGCAUCGUUUCUCAAAAUCAUGGCAAGCACUCAAUGAAGCAUCCCGGAGACGAUGGCUGUGGUGUUGCUGAAGGAAUCGUGUCUGCUGGCUGUGCUGGUGUUGGGCUGCUACUGGAACAGCCUGCUCUGCGGCUUCGUGUUCGACGACGUCUCCGCCAUCUUGGACAACAAGGACCUACGGCCCUCGACGCCGAUUCAGAACCUGUUCCAUAAUGAUUUCUGGGGGACCCCCAUGUCAGAGGAGCGGAGUCAUAAAUCCUACAGGCCGCUCACUGUGCUCACAUUUCGCCUGAACUACCUGCUGAGCGAGCUGAGUCCAGCCUCCUACCAUCUGUUUAACGUCUUUCUCCACGUGGCCGUGUGCGUCCUGUUCCUGCGCUUCUGCCGCCUGCUGAUGGACCGGACCACCAGCCUGGUGGCCACGCUGCUGUUCGCCGUUCACCCCAUCCACACCGAGGCCGUCACGGGCGUCGUGGGCCGAGCCGAGCUGCUGUCCUCCAUCUUUCUCCUGGCGGCCUUCCUGGCGUACACCAAGUCGAAAGGCUCCGAUCGCUCCAUCGUGUGGAUGCCCAUCGUUCUGACCGUGUUCCUGGUUGCCGUAGCGACUCUAUGUAAAGAGCAGGGAAUCACCGUGAUCGGGAUUUGCUGCGUGUACGAAGUUUUUGUAGCCCAAGGGUUCACCUUGCCCCUGCUGAUGGAGAUGGCGCUGCAGGUGGUACGAGGGAAGGAUAUGUUUCCGUACUCUGUGCUGCAGACCUUGCUGAAGUUGGUGGUGCUGGUCAUCAGCACGCUGCUGCUGGUUAUAGUGCGAGUGCAAGUCAUUCAGUCGCAACUGCCCGUCUUCACCAGGUUUGAUAACCCAGCAGCCGUCAGCUCCACACCGGCUCGCCAGCUCACCUUUAACUACCUGCUUCCUGUAAACGCCUGGCUCCUUCUCAACCCCUCAGAGCUGUGCUGUGACUGGACCAUGGGCACCAUUCCUCUGGUGGAGUCUCUGCUAGACCCACGCAAUCUGGCAACCCUGGCCUUCUAUGUGCUGUUGGGCCUCCUGGCCUAUCACAGCCUGCGCCACGCCCACAGCUCUGCCAAGACCGUCCUCAUGGCUCUCUCUCUGCUCGUCCUCCCGUUCAUCCCGGCGUCCAAUCUGUUCUUCCCCGUGGGCUUCGUGGUGGCCGAGCGCGUGCUCUACGUCCCCAGCAUGGGCUUCUGCGUCCUGGUGGCUCACGGCUUCAAGAGCCUGGCGUUACGAGGGACUCUGAAGAAAGUCUCCUGGUUGUUCAUGGGCGUUCUUCUGAUCACGCACGCUUUGAAGACCUUCUCCAGGACGUGGGACUGGGAGUCGGAGUACACGCUGUUCACCUCGGCCCUGAAAGUGAACAAGAACAACGCCAAACUCUGGAACAACGUCGGCCACGCUUUGGAGAACCAGAACGAUUAUGAGCGAGCGCUCAGGUAUUUCCUCCAGGCUACAAGAGUACAACCAGACGACAUCGGCGCCCACAUGAACGUUGGAAGAACGUACAAAAACCUCAAUCGCUCCAGAGAAGCUGAAGAGGCGUAUCUGGUCGCCAAAUCUCUAAUGCCACAGAUCAUUCCAGGAAAAAAGUAUGCGACGCGUGUGGCCCCCAACCACCUGAACGUCUACAUCAACCUAGCAAACCUGAUCCGAGCCAACGAGUCUCGGCUGGAGGAAGCGGACCAGCUGUACAGGCAAGCCAUCAGCAUGAGGCCCGACUUCAAACAAGCCUACAUCAGCAGAGGUGAACUCCUGCUGAAGAUGAACAAACCCAGCGAGGCCAAGGACGCCUACUUGCGUGCGCUAGAGUUGGACCGUACCAACGCCGACCUGUGGUACAACCUGGCCAUCGUUAACAUCGAGAUGAAGGAUCCUUCAGAAGCCCUGAGGAACUUCAACCGUGCGCUGGAUCUCAACCCACAUCACAAACUCGCCCUUUUCAACUCGGCUCUGCUCAUGCAGGAAUCCGGUGAGGUGAGGCUCCGUCCUGAAGCAAACCGCCGCUUCCUGAGCUACGUGGAAGAGGAACCCAAUGAUGCCAACGGCUACUUCAACCUGGGCAUGCUGGCGAUGGAUGCUGAGGAAAACGAAGCGGCCGAACGUUGGAUGCGCAAAGCCAUCGCGUUGCAGCCCGGCUUCCGGAGUGCCCUGUUCAACCUGGCGCUUCUCCUGGCGCAGGGGAAGCGCGAGCGUGACGCACUGGCCGUGUUGGACGAGCUUCUGCGUCACCACCCCGAGCACUCUAAAGGUCUUAUCCUGAAAGGCGACAUUCUCAUGAACCAACUGAAGGACACGCGCGGCGCACGAGAAGCCUUUGAGCGCAUCCUGCGUUCUGACCCGGGCAACGUUCAGGCCAAGCACAACCUGUGCGUGGUUUACUUCGAGGAGCGUCAGCUGCCUCGGGCAGAGCAGUGCCUCCAGGAGACGCUGGCCAUGGCACCACAUGAGGAGUACGUACAGCGCCACCUCGCGAUCGUCCGUGCCAAAAUGGCCGCCAUGAGCGCCGCCGGGAAGCCGCUAGUGCCAGCAGAGGGAGCCGAGAUUUCGCAGCAGAGGCGGGCUCAGAGAGAGGAAGAGCAGGACGAAGCCGGGACAGAGAAGAAUUUACGGAAAUCCUCCCACGCCGAAAACCCCGGUGGCCAGGACAAGAAGCUGGACGGCGGCCAAGCAGACAAGCGGACUAAGAGCAAAUCCACGCAAGAGAUCAAAGACAUUGAAAAGAAAAGGGAGGCGGCGCUGAAGAGACUGGAGGAGAUCGAGCGCAUAUUAAGCAGUGAUUAACUUUUUUUUUUUAAUAAUGUCUACUUUUAUAGAUCUAUUUAAAGCACGGGAAAGAAGAUGUGAGGUUUCCAAAGCAAGAGCUGGUUUAUGCAUUGGUUUGAGAACACGGGUGGUGUUUUGGGAUUGAAUUGCGAGGCAGAGACAGGCUGUGAGGCAGAGGCACGCUGUGAGGCAGAGACAUACCUGAAUAGAAAUCAGGAGAGUUGGGACAAAAGCACAGAAAUGGGUACUUAUUUUUUGUUUUUUUGUAAAUGACUUAAAGAUCAUGAUGCCUAAGUGC
Molecule: messenger RNA, 3208 nt
Organism: Tachysurus fulvidraco (yellow catfish)
Lineage: Eukaryota; Metazoa; Chordata; Actinopteri; Siluriformes; Bagridae
Gene: tmtc3
Product: transmembrane O-mannosyltransferase targeting cadherins 3
Exons: 14
Coding region: 184-2928 (914 amino acids)
Biological process (GO): protein O-linked glycosylation via mannose
Cellular component (GO): endoplasmic reticulum
Molecular function (GO): mannosyltransferase activity; protein binding
Source: RefSeq, a predicted model, not a curated record